AUGUGGACAAUCUCUGCAGUGACGGUGAAAAUGUCUUACCGAAAAGUGAUAAUUCUGUGCUUUACUCUCUUUGCAGCUACAUCUGGGUCCCACUAUGAAGGGGGUAUCAUGACUUUCAGACCCAGGGGGAAAAAUCCUGAUGGAACAUUUACAGUAAGUAAAAAGGGUUGAGUGGAUAAUUAACCAAAAUGAAAAUAAUAUAUUUCUAAUGUACAAUUCUAUCAACUUGUAAAAUCAUUUGAAAUAUUAAGGGUUAAUAGUCACAUGGAAUCUAAUUAUUUAGAAAUGCACGCCAUAUACAUUUUAGUGUUCUAAAAAAGUCGGGUGUUUAGAAGUUAUGUUUUAUAAAAAAAAACAAUGACUACAUUUUAUUACACUUAUAAAAGUGAACCCCAGCAUUUUUCUUCAAACCUUACUUUUGUAGAUUUCGAUUAGCUCCCAGAUAUUUAUGUCAUACUAAUUUGUUUUUUCAAGGCAAAGCUUCUAAAUAGUUUUUCCAAAGAAUUGAUGGCCAAAAAUUGAUUUAGAUAUGUCUGGGGGAAUUUAAGGGAACGCUGUAGGCACCAUAACCACAAAUUGAAGUGCUUAUGGUGCCUGUAGUCUAUGGGCCCCCCGUCCCACAUCACUGCUGAAUGAUUUACUCACCAAUUAGCAGAAUUGUUCAGUCCCAAGCAGCGUGCAUCCCAGCGUCCAAUAAUGAUAUAUCAGAGGCAAAGCAAUGCUUCCACUUCACACCAUACCAAUGCAUACCAGGGAUUGCAGCAGUGAUUGGCUGGGAGUAGUCAGCCGACCCUCUUAGCCUAUCACUGCCCUCUACUGAUGGUAUGGUGUGAGGCUUGGCAUAUAGACUUUCGUCAUUGAAGGCCAAGCUGCAGGAUGCCAAGGACCAAGGUUCUCUGCUUAACCAUGCGUAAAUCAUUAAGCAGUGAUGUGGGACCCAGUGCUCACAGAUGCCAGGCUCAAUAACCACUUGUCAGCUGAAGUGGUUAUUGUACCUACAGUGUCCCUUUAACAAUGUUGCUCACAGAUACAUGUGUAAAAGUUCUAAAUGUUCAAUCGCCAUGGGAACCAAUAAAGUAGACAGUGGUAAAACUUCAAGAUGUCUUCAAAAACUCAAUAUUAUAACUAUGUCCAUUGUCCGAUCCAAUAAUCUUCAGCAAAACUUCUAGAAAUGAAUUUUGCUUGUCUGUAGCUGUCAAAUGUAAGCACCUUAUUUUAAAUGAAUAUCAUGAUUAUUUUUUAUUCUGUGAGAUGAAUAUGAAAAUGCAUUUUGUAUUACAUAGAAGAUAAGAUAAAAAAAAAAUGUUUUUAUGAUGCUAGGGGUACUCUGGUGCCCUUCUCUCGAUGUAAGUAGUCAAACCAUUUUAGGAAAGUUUGAUUUCUUACCUGGGGUGCACCAGAGUCCACACCCCACCUCCACUACAUCAGGGACAGAGCUAAACCCAGCAGUGCUUGGUUUAGUCAUUGGCUGAGAGAGAUCAGCUACACAGAAAGUCCCACUUAGGAAUGUUGGACUCUUAAUCAGAAGUAAUGGAGGAUGGGAGCAGCGCCCGAUGUACCCAGAUAAAUGUCAAAGCAUUUAGGUCAGUGUAGACUAGGGUACAGAUAAGUCUUUUAACGUAGAUGGAAAAGGGAAUUUUGGAAUAUCUUUUAGGUUAAUGGUGCUCAACAAAAAUAGAUACUGUAAUAAUGAUAAAGAAAUAUAAACAUAUAACAUGCAUUUCUCUUAGGUGGACAUCAGGUUUAAAUCUGGAUUUGACUCUAGCUCUGCCAGUGAACUUAGCUGGAGUUGCUCAAGUGGCAGUUGUGGAUCUAUUACUGAGAGACGUUCUGGACUUGUGGAUGAUAGCAGAUAUGCAACACGAUGGUCCCAAACUGAAAGUUACAAUGUGAGGCGUGUAUCCAGCGAUAAGCCGUUUCAACUCAGGUAAACUAGAGACUCUUUAUUUUAUUUUUUAUAUUUAUUAAUUUUUAUUUUGUUAUCAACAUUACCAAAAACAGAAGAAACAAAUAUCGACGUAAUAAAUUCAUAUAGAUCUAGUACAGAGAUAAGUCGAAUCUAUGGCAGUGUACUCAUGCCAAACAGAGACAAAAUCCUCCUCCAAAAAAUGUGGACCUACAUAAUUGAGGACUGCAAACCUUGGGCUCAUCGUCGGGGUGCAACAGUUUCAGUAUAUCCAAGGGAACUUCUGUUUUAUUAGGAGAUUUUGAAACUAAUUCUCUUAAACCUCUAAGUCAUCGUUAAAGGACCACUCUAGGCACCCAGACCACUUCAGCUUAAUGAAGUGGUCUGGGUGCCAGGUCCAGCUAGGCUUAACGCAUUCUUUUAUAAACAUAGCAGUUUCAGAGAAACUGCUAUGUUUAUGAAUGGGUUAAGCCUUCCCCCAAAUCCUCUAGUGGCUGUCUCAUUGACAGCCACUAGAGGUGCUUGCGUGAUUCUCACUGUGAAAAUCACAGUGAGAGCACGCAAACGUCCAUAGGAAAGCAUUGAUAAUGCUUUCCUAUGCGACCGGCUGAAUGCGCGUGCAGCUCUUGCCACGUGUGCGCAUUCAGCCGACGGGGAGGAACGGAGGAGGAGAGCUCCCCGCCCAGCGCUGGAAAAAGGUAAGUUUUUCCUCCUUUCCCCCUUCCAGAGCCGGGCGGGAGGAGGACCCUGAGGGUGGGGGCACCCUCAGGGCACUAUAGCACCAGGAAAACGAUUAUGUUUUCCUGGCACUAUAGUGGUCCUUUAAUAUACAGUAAGUUUUUACUUUCCGUAUGUACUAUCCAGCGUUGCCAUAAAUCUUGAUAUGAAACUGACUUGCCUGAUGUAGUAGUACAGUUACAUUCCAUUAUAUACUGAUAUUCUAUUUGGUUUAAAAUUUCUUGCCAUAGUGGAGGAACAGUCGAUUUCCAGUGACAAGCUAUAGUAAUCUUCAAAGCAUAAAGAAAAUGUGUAAUUAAAUAUUUACAUUUUUUUUCCAUUACCCCUUUAAGGACAGAGCUUCAAAAGCUUGUCUUUAACUUAAUGACAACAGCAUUUUUUUCAUUUUUUGCUGUUUGCGUUCAACUGCAAUUUGCAUUUUACUAAUUUAUUGCACCGACACAUAUUAUACCGUUUUUUAAAGGACAGAAAGGGCUUUAAUUUGAUGUAACAUAUAUAUAUAUAUAUGUAUAUAUAAAUAUUUUGUGUUUUGUUUUUACAGUUUUUGCAAUAAUAAUGUGUGCACAAUUAGUGCAGGUUAAGGAAAGUAAUUAAAAAUAAAUUAAUUUAGUUGUUCCGAUUUACAGAAUAUAUAAUGUGUCUGGGAUUUUAAGUUUGUUUUGGUAGUUACAGGUCACAAAGCACAAGGAGUAAAAUAAACUUUUAAUGUGGAGCGAUUUUAGAAUUUGAUAUGUUUGUCUUGUAAGCUUAAUAGCCAUAAAAGAAAACAAAAUUGCCACACAAAAGUAUAUAUUUAUAUAAAGUAGACAUCACGGGCUAUUUACCUAAGGUUGUUUUGACACUUUCUACGUAGCCAUUUCACCGCCAACUUCUGCUAAAUAUUGGAGUAAAAUUGUGUGUGUGGUUUUUUUUUGUUUUUUUUUUUGGUUUUUGGCACACAAACUUAUAACAGAGAAAUUCUCAUGUAUAUUUUGUAAAGUUGGUGUGUGCUAUUCCUGUACAAAGGUUUUUUUUUAUUUUGUGUUCAGUUACAUCUGCUGAGUAAAAUGACACCCCCAUUGUAUGUCUAUAUGCCAAAGUAUGUGGUAAAAAAUAAUUUUGUGCGUUUUUUACAUACGGAUUGCAUUUUUGCAGGGCAUUUUGUAUAUUUCAUAUGUGCCUUCAAACCUCCCAAAUUAUGCUCAGCUAAGUCUGAGUAAAAAGACACCCCCAAUGAAUGUCUUUGGCACAAUUACGUGAAGCUACAGUGUCAUAUAGGAGACCAAGCCAUAUCAGUUUUUACCGAACUUUGAAUUUUGUGCAAUUUCCAAGCAUCUUCGCAGGUUUUAAAUUCAAACUACCCCACAAAAAGUAUUUCAAAAGGUAUAUUUUGAACCUUAGCGUGGGAUCAUUUAUCCGCUAUCUUGUACCAGGUGUAGUGGUAAUAAGCGUUUUUUCUGCCUUUUUGACAUACAAAGUGAGUUUGCACAGUAUAUUUUGCAAACCUUAAGUGUGCUACCACUGUAUAAUACUUCAUAUGUUGCUCAGCUAUGUGGUCUGAGUACAGCAAUACCCCCGUAUGUACCUUUGCCAGGUAUAUGUGGAUGUUGAAGGGGCACAUUUGAGACGCAGCCAUUCAGUUUUUUUCUAACUUUGAAGUUUUGCGCUGUGUCCAUGUUCCAAUUUGGAGUAGUUUAGACGGUUGGUUAUUGAAACUUCCCCACAAACACAUACUAUUUAUUAACCCCUUAAGGACCGAGGACGGUUCAGGACCGUCAUCGGCAUUUUUGCGUUGCCGACCGAUGACGGUCCUGAACCGUCCUAACGGUCUGGGGGUACUUACCUGAUCGCCGUCGUUCCCCCGGCGGCGAUCAGUGUUCCUCCGGUUGUGGGGAGACUGCCUGCAGCCCAGACAGUCUCCCCACGGCAGAUUGGGACCCCUGUGGCCAUGUGAUCGCUCAACACAGCGAUCACAUGGUCACAAUAGGUGUCCAUGUGUCUGCCUGCAGGGGGACUGUCUGUGCUGACAGGCAGUCUCCCUGCUUGUGUAAAAUCAAAAAUAAAAAUAAAGUUAGUGUUAAUUAAAAAAAAUAAAAUAAUUAUAUAUGUGUAUAUAUGAUAUAUAGACAUAUAUUAUACCUAUAUAAUAUAUGUCUAUAUAUCAUAUAUAUAUAAUGUCAUACUAAGUGUAUUUUUAUAUUAUUAUGUACUUAUAUUAAUAUAAAAAUACACUUAUAAUUAAAUUACACACGUAUAUAUAUAAUAUAUAUAAUAACUAUAUAGAUUGUAUAUAUAUAUUAUUAUAAAAUAUAAAUAAUAAGUAAUUUAAAUUAAAUAAAAAUUUUUUAAAAUAAUAAUAAAAAAUUAAAAAAAAAUUAUAUAGCUAUAUGAAAUUUUAUUCUAACUGUAUUUUAAAACUAAUAUAUAUAUAUUUAUAUCAAAAUACACUUAGAAUGAAUUUGUAUAUAUAUCUAUGUAUAUAAAAAUAAAUAAAAAUAAUAAGAAAUAUACAUACGUCCAUAUACAAAAUUACAUAAAUAAUUAUAUAAAUAUAUACGUAGACUUCAAAUAUAUAAAUAUGCAUAUAUAUUUAAAUUCUACGUGCGUAUUUAUGUAAUAUUUUUACAUAAUUCAGUAAUUUUAUUGAUUGCAAUUUGAGGACCUGCCUGCCAACCCAGGCCGAAAUUCCAGAGAAUUUAAUUUGCUAGCACUGUAUUUUACCCUGUAACGUUCUACGACACCCUAAAACCUGUACAUGGGGGGUACUGUUUUACUCGGGAGACUUCGCUGAACAAAAAUAUUAGUGAUUCAAAACAGUAAAACAUAUCACAGAGAUGAUAUUGUCAGUGAAAGUUACUUUUUUUGCAUUUUUCACACACAAACAGCACUUUUACUGAUGAUAUAAUUGUUGUGAUACGUUUUCCAGUUUUUAAACACUAAUAUUUGUGUUCAGCGAUGUCUCCCGAGUAAAACAGUACCCCCCAUGUACAGGUUUUAUAGCAUUUUUGAAAGUUACAAGAUCAAAUAUAUGGGUCAAAUAUUUUUUUUUUUUUUGGAAAAUCAUUUUUAUUCGUGAGUAGAAAUAAUGCAUUUCGGGCUCGCAGGCCCAAGUCAUCAUAAAAACAUGAAAGUACAAUGGAUAAGCAGUUGACUACUACAUUGAGAUUUCAAUGAAGGAGGGGAUCAGUUACAGUUCAAGUGGUCGCUCACGUCCAAUGCCCAUAGUUAGGUGAGUGGUUGUGUCAAUUAAGUUAUUGAGAUGUGUGAAGGUAUUAGAAACGCGUAUUUGGGCUAGGCCCGUGAGAGGUAGGUCAAUGUGAGUGUGGUGGAAACCAUAUAUUGUCUGAGGUGAUCUGUGUGCCUGUGUGUAGGUGAGUAUAUCACAUUUCGGGCUCGCAGGCCCCAUUUGUCAUACAAGCAUGAAGAGACAAUAAAUAAACCGAAGAUAUCUGUAACAAAUUUUCAAUGAGGGCGAGAGUCAAUCAUCGUUCCCCUAUACGCUCAUAUCAGUGCCCUUAGUUAGAUGUGCUGUUGACUCUAUUAAGUCGUUGAGUUAUGUGAGUAUAGGAGCCUCGCACAGUCGGGCUAGGCCCAUAGGUGACGGGGCAGCGUAAAUGAAAUGGGGUCCGUAUAUUGCCAAAGGUGCUAUAUGUGUUUAUAGUGUAUUUAUAGGAGUGGCAUCGAUAAGGAUGGGGAGGUGGAUAACCUGUAGUUAUGCGUGGCCCUAGUAUAUAUAAGUGGGUGAUGUGGGUUCAUCGUAGAAAGAGUUGUUCAGAUUAUGAUGUGGCGUGGGAGGUGUGUAGUGGUGAGCGAUGAGGCGAGUGUGCGGGGAGAUGGGUGGGGGUGUAAAUCCAAGGCUGCACUGCACGCCCAUCGUCCACAUUAGCAGUUAUCCAGCGUGUCCUCGUCGUGUAGUCCAUCAAGGUCCCCUAACCGUGGCUCUGAUUCCAUGCAGUAGUCGGAGAGGGUCGGGGGGAGGGGGGAGGGGUCAUGUGCAGGACAGCCGUAUCCCUGUUUAUAUUUAUGUAGUGGGGUGUCAUUCAGAUUCGUCAGCUAUUCCUUUGAGGGUAUGUCUCCCUUGUGGGUCCACAUGGUCACCCGUUUGUCUCAGUCGGCAGUGCCUUCAGAGUCAUUCCCCCAACUUAGAGAGACGCGCGGUAUACGGUUGAACGUUGCCACCUCCAGCCGGCCAUCACGGAGCGCAUCACCCGCCAUAGACGCGUCGCCCGGCAAGCACCCCCGCCCGGCCCCCCCCUACCGCCGCGCGCGGAAGGUAAACCAUGGAGUCCAGAGUUCAGCACACUUCGGACCCCUGCCCAUCUGCUCCGCUUGCAUAGCUUCAGCCGCUCUAAUAUCCUCAACUCGAUGGAUCCAUUCUUCUCUGGUAGGGAUAUCUGUCUUUUUCCAGUAUACUGGUACGAGUGAUUUAGCAGCGUUUAGGAGGUGCCGCAAGAUGGAUUUUUUAUAUGUAGAUAGUGGUUGUGUGGAGAUGUGGAGUAAGAUUAGCUCCACCGACCAGGUGAUGUCCCCCAAAAUCUGACAGAUGUCGGAUUUGAUCUGAUCCCAAUAUGGGCCAAUAUGCUUACAUUCCCACCAGAUAUGUAUAAGUGUCCCCCUUUCUUCCUGACACCUCCAGCACGUUGGGGAUGUGUUAGGGAAAAGUUUGUGAAGCAAUACCGGCGUUCGGUACCACAUGGAGAGUAGUUUGUAGUUAACUUCUUGGUAGCGGGAGCUAGAGGAGCUUUUGUGUUGCCAUAUCAACGCCUUGUCCCAUUGUGUAGGGGUGAACGUGGUGUCCAUUGCCCGCUCCCAUUGACGUUGGAAAGUGUUGUUCUCCGGGGUAGUUCCAGACAGCAGGUGUUGGUAGAGGUGUGAGAUGGCUUUCCCAAGAGAGGUGCCGCGAGAGCAGGCGUCUUCAAACCAUGUCAGGUCUCUGUGCAGUCUGUCCCGGUGUGGGAGGGAGUUGUAGUAAUGUCGUAGCUGCAUGUAUCGGAAGGUCGCCAUAUGGGAUCGUGGGCGUGAUGCUAGCAGCUCGUCUAGAGAUUUUAGUUCACCAUCCCGAGUGACUUUGUAGAUUGGUAUAUAAUCCUCUCCACCCAAAAACGCCCAUGCUUCCGUCGAUGGUCCGCCUCCAAUAUUGGGAUUGUGCUGGAUCGGGAGUAAGGGACAGGGGGUCGGGGACACCUGAGGCAUUUCUCUGAGUGUUUCCCACGCUAGUAAUGUUUCAGCCACCGGUCCCUCCUCUCCCCUCCUGCUGCCCCUGGUUGUUCUCCUCAGCCAAACCGCUGCCUUUAGUUUUGCAGCCUCUCCCAUCCGAUCCAAAGUUACCCAUUGUUUACUCGUAUCUGUUUCGUGCCAUUCCAGGAUCCUUUGUAGGACUGUUGCCUGGUGGUACUUUUUAAAAUCUGGUAGGGCUAGGCCCCCUCUGUGUCUUGGUAAGCAUAGGAUGUCAUGGCGUAGCCUGGAUCGUUCCCCCCUCCAGACAUAUUUUAUGACCGCUGAUUUCAAGGUCGAGAAAAAUAAUGCCGGCAGGGUUGUUGGUAUAGUCUGAAAUAAAUAUAGGAUCCUAGGAAGAACGUUCAUUUUUAAGACUGCUAUACGGCCAUGCCAAGUGAUGUGGGGGUAGGACCAUCUCGUUAGGUCUGUUUCGAUGUUUUUCAGCAGUGUUUCGAAAUUACAGUGGUAUAUUCCCUGGGGGUCUGUGGUGAACCAGAUGCCAAGGUAUUUCAAUGCCUCUGUGCACCAGCGAAAUGGAAAAAGUGGGCCGAGGGCUUCAUAUUCUGCUGCGGGUAUGGUGAUAUUCAGGGCCUCACAUUUUGCCAGGUUGAGUCGAAACCCCGAUAUGCGGCCAAACCGUUCUAUUUCUGAGAGUAUGCAGGGCAAAGUGAUCCGAGGUUGGGAGAUGAAGAACAGGAGGUCGUCCGCGUAUGCGGCUACCUUGUGCUCAGUGUCUUGCCAAGUGUAUCCGUGGACAUUCCGGUUGUCCCGUAUUGCCUGUAGGAGUGGCUCCAGUGACAGUGCAAACAGGAUUGGCGAUAGGGGACACCCCUGUCUGGUCCCGUUCGUGAUCCCAAAGCUCGUGGUGAGUGCGCCAUUAACUCGCACUGCUGCCCUCGGUGUGCUGUAUAGAGCGGUGAUCCAAGCCAUGAUCCGUUGUCCAAAGCCCAUGUAUCGGAGUGUCUGAAACAUGUAUGCCCAGUUGACCCGAUCAAAGGCUUUCUCUGCGUCAGUCGACAACAGCAAUAGAUGUUUUCGGUAUUUCCGCGCGUGGUGUUGUAUUGAGAAUAGGCGUAGGGUGCUGUCCCGUGCUUCCCGUCCCGGGAUGAACCCCGUUUGGUCCACAUGGAUAAGGCUCGGGAGGAUCCGUUGGAGUCUAGUUGCUAACACCUUAGUUAACAACUUAGUAUCCACAUUUAGCAGAGAGAUUGGCCGAUAGUUACAGCAUUGUUCUGGGUCUUUCCCUGGCUUAAGCAGGACAGUUAUGGUCGCAGUCAGGGACUCGAUGCCAAAACGACCGCCCUCCGAGACUUCAUUAACCGCCCUUGUCAGCCGCGGUAAGAGCGCCGUGGCGAAUUGUUUAUAGUACCCCGAGGGGAAUCCGUCGGGUCCUGGGGCGCGUCCAUUUUUAGUGUGUUUCAGGGCAGCGGCGAGAUCUUCCGUGGUAAGUGGUUCGUCGAGGAAGGAUGCGGCGUUUGGAUCUAUUCGUGCCCGCACGGUGUCCUGGAUGUAUGUUUGUACAUGAGGUGGUGCCUCCCCGUCUGGUGCCUGAUUCCCUGGUGGACGGAGGUUAUAGAGGGAUUCAUAGUACGCCCUGAAUUCGUCUGCUAUGUCUUCUGGGUAUGGGGACACUCUGCCCGAGGUUAAGCGCAACUUUCGUACUUGAGUUCGUGGUGUGUCGCCUUUCAGUAAGCGGGCGAGGAAUUUCCCGCCCUUAUUCGCAUGUGCGUAGAAAAAGUUCUUCGAGCGUUGGAGCGAGCGUUGAUAUCGCUUCGUGAGGAGAGUGUUCAGGGUGCGCCUAGCUUCCAUUAAUUCACCAUACUUCUCGGUGAGCUGAGAUCGUUUGUGUUGGAGUUCCAAGCGUUUAAUGGUGUCGUAUACGUCUGCCAUUGCACUGGUCGCUUCCUUUCUCUUGCGAGUUGCGAGACCUAUGAGUAUGCCACGUAUGACACUCUUGUGUGCCUCCCACACCGACACAGACGACAUCCCUUCCGUCUCGUUCUCCGUGAAGUAUGAAGUCAGCGCUUGGGAAAUCUCUUCUUUUACCGUAGGAUCUUGAAGUAAUGAUUCAUUAAGACGCCAUGACCAGGUGGCUGGCUUGAACAGUGGGGAUUCCAACUCAAUCCGGACCGGACCGUGAUCCGACCACGUGGCUGGUUCGACAGUUGCCGACCGUAAGCGGGACAGUCCAGCUUGUUUGAUAAGGACAUAGUCUAUUCGGGAGUAGCGAUUGUGCAGCGCCGAGUAGUGUGUAUAGUCCCUGUCGGCGGGAUGGAGUGUCCUCCAGCAGUCUACCAGGGAUAGCUCACCUAGUGCUUUGCGGAUAGAUCGGAUGUGGGUUUGCGAGAUGCAACUGUGACCGGUGGAGGAAUCUAGCAGAGGAUCCAACGGAGCGUUGAAGUCUCCUCCCACUAUCAGAGCUCCUUCCGAGAAUCCGCGGAGCUUGUUCAGUGCCCCACGUAAGAACUGUGCUUGUUUUGAGUUGGGAACGUAUAUGGUCGCGAGAGUGUAGAUCCUGUCCGCAAUCAGUCCCUUCAGGAAGAGGAAGCGGCCUUGGGUAUCUGCCAAUCUGUCCAUUUCCCGGAAGCCUAACUCCGCGGCCAGCAGGAUCGCCACUCCCGCGCGUCGGGUGGUCGGGUGAUCGUUGCAGUAACUCACUGGAUAAUGAGAGUUUCGGAGUUUGGGGGCUGCGUCGGCUCUGAAAUGAGUCUCCUGGAGCAUCGCUAUGGAUAUGCGUUUGCGGUGCAGGGAUCUCAACAGAUGCGAGCGGCGUUCCGGGAUAUUUAAGCCUCUGCAGUUGAGAGUCAUGAUGGACAGGGGUGUGCGAGUAUAUGCCAUGGGACUUCUCGUGAUCGGGCGCACAGAACCGCGGAGGGAGGAGUCGUGCGGCGCACGAGCCGAGCCCGACCGCAAGAUAGGUGGAUUGAUGGCCCGCUAUGAGGCGCGGCCCCACGGGAACGUCGCGCAGCUCCGCUUGGGAUAGGUGUGUAGGAGUCCCGUCAGAGCCAGCUACUGUCAGGUAGUCGGUUGGAUAUCGUCUUUCGUUAGACGUAUGACGUUUGAACGUGCAACGCAGCCUCGGGGGGAAGUAUGUGUGUAUGUGUGGUGUGUGUGUGAGUGGGGUAGGGGUAUGGGGUCUGCAAUGUGGCUGUAGUUCGUAAUUAAGGUUUUUUGUUUAAUAAAAAUAAGGGUGAACCGCGUGGGUCACCCCUUCGGGUGUCGUCCCUCUCGGGGUUUGGAGAGGUGGAGACCCCGAUAUCUCCCUGAAAGGAGGGUCACUUGUGUCACAGCAGGAGUGGCCUGGUGUCACCCCGAUAACCUGAUCGGUGAGUGAACGUACCUGUGGCUCCGCUGGAGAUCCUACACAAGUGUAAGUGUAGGGUAGUGGUCGUAGUCGAAACCAGGAAAGAUGCAGUUUGUAUAUUGUAUGUACUGUAAGUAUGGAGUUGUCCCGCUCCAACCAGGUCCCGGCCCAAGUGCGGAUAUACAUGGGAGGUGUGUAUUAGCAGAGAGGUAAACAUAGUGUGAACUAACAAACUAAUAAAUCAGGUGUGCAAAGUCUAAACAUGGAUGAAAAUAACCAUCAAUAGCGAAUAUCACCAACUUCCCAUGUGUGCCCCGCCGUCCCGUCUGCCACAGUGCCCAUCCCCGGUAUGUGCCUCAUAAGGCAAUCGUGACCCUUCACCAGCUAUCAGAGUCCAACUGACCAAGUUAUGCCAGCUGGGCCUAACCAAGGGUAUGAGCUGUCGCCCCUUAAUCCUUUAUGUCUUGCUCCAUGUGGGUAUACGUCAGGACCAUUAUGCUAUGUAUACUGCUCGGGUCAGUCUGUGACUGCAGUGGUAGUCUGUGGUGUUUUUUUUUUUUGUCGUUAGCUGGCUGCGUUGUGGGUUGGGGUAGAGAGGAGGGUCAUCUGUGGCUAAAAUGUAGGUUUCUAAUUUAAUGAAUUUUUUUUUUUUUUUUUUAACAAUAUAUAUAUAUUUUUUUUAAGAAACCAGAAAGAGGGUCCCUACCUGUCGCCGUCGCCUAUAGCUACCCCCCACCCCAUCCAGGCUGUCCCACCAACCUGUCGUUAGCUUCAUUACCGACUCUGAUUCCCAGCAUAGUACAUUGCCCUGACCCCGCAAAUCACAUUGCAUGACACCAGUAUAGGCAGCAAAUGGUACACAACCAACAGUCUCACGGUAGCAUAUUAAGGCAAGAUACUUAUCGAGGAGGGUGGAGGGUAGAAGUCCAGUGUCCCAACAUAACAGGCAGUCCAAAACCAGGAGUGUCAGCGAGUGGACCACAGGGGCUAGCUUCUCCAUAGGUUUAGGUAGGAGGGAGGGCCAGUUGCAGCUGGAGUUCACAUUUCUUACCCCCCUUGUUCCCACCACCCAAGUUGCUAUCUGGUAUCCCCCUAUAUUGUAACUUGAAGCAGGGUCAGCAAAUGUAAAAUUAGAGGAGGGGAGCACAAAUAUGGCGUAGCAAUGUCAGUAGGACUAAAGGGGUCAACUUCUAGCGACAUCCGGGCAGUCUCCCGAGGCUAGGCCGGGCAGAGGUAGUCUAGCGGGCUGAUACUUGCGGGGCUGCGGGCGUUACUCAUGAAUAUUCCGUCCAGGGGGUUCUGGUGGAGAUCUCCCCCUCCGUCGGCGGGGUGCUCGUUGUGGUCUCGGGCCUGCGUCCAGAGGCCCCAGGAUCCAGUCGUGCACCUGUACGGGCGGGAGGCCCAAAUCUUCUAGGAAUCUUGGAACCUCGUUCGGUCCACGUAGUGACACCCAUCCAUUUUGAUGUCGAGCUGACAGGGCAAAAGGGAAGCCCCAUUUAUAGGGGAUGUUGCGUUCCCGAAGAAGUGAGGUAACAGGUCUCAGGGCCCUCCUGGCUUCCAGCGUAACCGGCGACAAAUCGUUGAAUAAUGAUAUUUGCGCCCCUCGGUAUUCCCAUGUGGGUCGGUUUCUGGCAGCUUUCAUAAUGGCAUUUUUUACGGAGAAUGAAUGGAGACAACAGAUAAUAUCUCGGGGGCCAUCUUCUACGGAGCGGGGUCUUAAGGCCCUGUGGGCCCUGUCAUAUCGGAUUUCCAUCAGGUCAUCUCCAGGUAGUAUUAGGCUGAAGAUGGCCGUUAGAGAGCUUUCGAUAUCUUCGUCCCCUUCUGUCUCUGGGACGCCGCGCACCCUUAUGUUGCAGCGGCGUCCGCGAUUGUCGAGGUCCUCGACUGUUCUGCGGAGUUGUAGUAUUAGGUCACCCUGUCUGGCUAGUGCUGUGUCAGUGGAUGCCAGCCUGGCUGUGUAGGUCUCAUGUGAAUGUUCCACAGCUUGUAUACGGUGUACCUGUGCGGUUACCUCCGUCCGGAUGCCUGCAAUUUCGGCCCUUAGUGCAUCCUGAAUGGUGGUGGUAAGCACCAGGAGAUCGGCUUUUGUGGCCAUGGAGGCCGCAAUGGUGCGGAGUUCCUCUCCGAUGCCUUCCAGGGUUGAGGCAGAGGGAGCUCCAGGUACGGCGGAGGUGGGCGCCAUCUUGGAUCCCGAGGCCUCGCCACGUGUAUCUGCGGUGUUAUGCAGGUAUUCGUCCAUCGGACCUUGCGACUGGCUCAGUUGGGGGCCCCUGGGGGUCCUAGGAGGUUCACCUUUGCGGGUGCGUCCCAUGGAAGCUAAAAUAAGCCGUUUAGUAGGGCUUUACAGGGACUGGUGGAGCGGAGCGAUCAGCUUAUGCUUCCAUCUCCGUCGACGUCCAAGCCACGCCCCCCGGGUCAAAUAUUUUUACAUUGAAAAUGGCCAGGUUGGUCACGUUGCCUUUGAGAGCGUAUGGUAGCCCAGGAAUGAGAAUUACCCCCAUGAUGGCAUACCAUUUGCAAAAGAAGACAACCCAAGGUAUUGCAAAUGGGGUAUGUCCAGUCUUUUUAGUAACCACUUGGUCACAAACACUGGCCAAAAUUAGCGUUCAAUUUAGUUUUUUUACUUUUUUCACACACAAACAAAUAUGAAUGCUUACUUUGGCCAGUGUUUUCGACUAAGUGGCUACUAAAAAAGACUGGACAUACCCCAUAUUGAAUACCCUGGGUUGUCUACUUUAAAAAUAUGUACAUGUGGGGUGUUAUUCAGAGAUUUAUGACAGAUAAUAGUGUUACAAUGUCACUAUUGAUAAAUUUUAAAAUGUAUGUUUUGAAACCGCAAUAUCCUACUUGUACCUAUAGCCCUAUAACAUGCAAAAAAAAGCAAAAAAGCACGUAAACACUAGGUAUUUUUAAACUCAGGACAAAAUUUUUAAUCUAUUUAGCAGUUUUUUUCAUUCGCUUUUGUAGAUGAGUAAAAGAUUUUUCAAGUAAAAGUAAAAAAACAUGUAUUUUUUUCAAUUUUUCAUCAUAUUUUUUUAUUUUUUUUUAAUUAAAAUACAUGAGAUUAUAUAAAUAAUGGUAUGUAAAGAAAGCCCCUUUUGUCCUGAAAAAACAAUAUAUAAUUUGUAUGGGAACAGUAAAUGAGAAAGCGGAAAAUUACAGCCAAACACAAACACCACAAAAGUGUAAAAAUAUUCCUGGUCGCAAAUGUACAACAUCGCAAAAACAGUCCAGUCCUUAAGGGGUUAAAGAAUACACUCUGGGGUAAUUCAAAAGGCAUAUUUUGAACCUUGGCGUGGGAUAAUUUUUUCUCUAGUUUGUUCCAGGUGUAGUGGUAAUGAGCGUUUUUAAAUGUAUUUUUUAACUUUUUUAAACUUUUUAAAACUAGUUUUUAAACUUUUGUUUUGCUUAUUAAUUUUUUUAAACUUUCCUAAACUUUCUUAAAACCUUUUUUUACACAUUUAAAAUUUUUCUAAGCUUUUCUUUUUACCGUUAACCCCUAACUAGCAGUAAGCAGCACUAACAGUAAAUUCCACAUUUCCCCAUAACUCCCACCCACCCCAGCUAGCAAAAUAUAAUAAUUAUAAAAUAUUUUAAUUAGUUAAUUAAAUAAAUUGAACCCCUGAGGGUUAAAAAAUAAAUAAAAGUUAAUCGUCAGGGGUUAAAAAAAAUUAGAUUUUGAUCACUGUAGGCAGUGAUCGACUGGCAGGGGAGGGGUUAAUUUUUAUUUGGACUGGCUAAAGGGGGGUGUUUUUUUUAUUUUUUACUUAAACAUUAUUAAAACUUUUUUAACUUAAUUUUGAACUUUUUAAAGCUUAUUUUAAAACUUUUUUUAACGUUAACCCCUAGUUAGCCUAACACCAAUCCCCCAAUUCCCCACUAACUUCCACCCACUCCAGCUAGCUAAAUUUAUCAUUUUAAAAUACUUAAAUUAAUGAAUAAAAUAAAUUUAACCCCUGAGGGCUAUUUUUUUUUUUUUUUAACUCUCAGGGGUUACAUUUAUUUUAUUAAUUAAUUUAAGUAUUUCAAAAUUUAAAAAAAAAAUCAGAUCAUAGUAAAAUGUAAUCCCUGCCAAUUGAUCACUGUAGCCAGUGAUCAAUUGGCAGGGAAGGGGUUAUUUUUUUUAUUAAAAUGGGUAAAGGGGGUGGGAUUUUAAAUUAACUUUAUUUAUUUUUUUUAACAUGGGGCAGGAUCAUCACUGAACCGUCUCCCUGCACUUCACACAGAACCAGGAAGUGCAGGGAGGCGGAAGAUAAGUAUGCUGUCAGAGCGAGCACAUGUGCUGGGGCAGCCUGAUCGGGUGCUCCCGGUCUGCCUCUAAUACAGAGGCAGACUGGAGCACCAUUAACCCCGCGAUUGCGGCGAUCUGGGGUUAAUUUUACCGCGUGACGGACAAGGUCUGUCACUCAUCUUUAAGGGUUUCCCCUGAGUGACGGACCUCGUCCGUCACUCGUCAUUAAAGGGUUAAUGGAAAAUCUAAAUUAAAUAAAAGUAGCGAAGGUGUGAGAAUUAUUAUCUCUUGAGUUAAGUCUAAAAUCAGAGAAGACAUAAGCAUCUGAAUAUCAUUUAGUAUCUCACAGCUAAACCAAAUAUGAAAUAUUGUACCAGUCUCUUUAUGACAUCUCCAGCAUAUGGGUGGAUAAGCUUCAUACAUUUUAUGUAGUUUAGAAGGGACCAAGUACCAUCUAUACAAGAUCUUUAAAGGACAAACUCGUUUUCCUGGCACUAUAGUGUUAAUAGGUCCCCCCCACCAUCAUGGCCCCUCCCACCGGGCUCAAGAGGGGUUAAACACUUACCUCCCUCGGCACUGGGGACUCUCCUCCCUCUUCCGGCGUCAUCUGCCGAAUGCCCAUGCGCGGCAAAAGCCGCGCGCUCAUUCAAUCAGACCAUGGAAAAAGCAUUUCUCAAUGCUUUCCUAUGGACAUCCAGCAUCUUCUCACUGUGAUUUUCACAGUGAGAAGCACGGAAGCGCCUCUAGCGGCUGUCAAUGAGACAGCCACUAGAGGCUGGAUUAACCCUAAUGUAAACAUAGCAGUUUCCCUGAAACUGCUAUGUUUACAGCUGCAGGGUUAACCCUAGAUGGUCCUGGCACCCAGACCACUUCAUUGAGCUGAAGUGGUCUGGGUGCCUAUAGUGGAGCUCUAGCAAAGAUAUACAAUGAAUGUAUUUUUUAAUUGAACUGUGGUACAGUACCAUUCAUAAGGGGUAUGGUUGAUAUUAAGAUCCUUUUCCCAUUUCACUAUUAGUAUUUUGUCCACGUCUCCCCCCCACCCCCACCUUAUAUAGGUUUAAAGGAUUGGGAUAUCAUGCCCUUUGUAUCUACGCUAUCUAAGUAAUCAAAGAUAGGGUGUUCUAUUGUAACCUGUUUUGAGGUAAACUAGACUCUUACAAACAAAUUUCCUUUGUGACACAAUGUAUUGUUGAAGUUUACAAAACAUUCUGUUGUAUGGUUUAGUUUUGUCAGUAUGUUUAAAUACUCAAAGUACACCAAACACCAAAAACAGCCUCACUACACCCACCAGAAACAGACACAUUUACACAAAUGCAAGACCACAAGCAACCUACACUCCCACACAUAACACCACAAGCUAAUAAAUCCAUAAACUCAAACACAACACACAACACAAAGCCACAACACCAAACUAAACCACAACAGCUCUCUUACACACAAGCCUUUGGUCACCAUAUACAACACUCAGUCUCCCCUACAGACAAAACACUAAACCAACACAAACAUACACACUACAUUCAGCCCCUAAACAACCAACACACUCUCAGCUGUCCCCACGCACAGAGCAGAACCCAGGGCUCUAGGUGGGGUGUUCAAUCUGGUAUCCUGUCUAGGACCAUGGACAAAUUUAAUCCAAAUGUAAUUAUAGAUAGCAUUUUAUUCUUUAUAACAUCUACAAAAAAUGUUGUGUGUUUUGUUUCCAGUGCUGUCAGUUGUUGCUGGAUCUACAAUACUCUUAACCAUAAUGGAUGGAGUCUCCAAACUGUUGUGGAUUUGGGAACCCGAUCUGACACGUCCAAACCUAACAACUCACCGGUGACCACUAUACUACCCAUCAUCAGGUACUGCAUCUAUGAGUGCUGCACGUUGGACAAAUAGAUUAGGAACAUAGGAAUACAUUUUUUAUACUGGUAAAGAUAUGUACUAUCACUGGUCAUCUAAAAUAACAAGGUCUAUAUGCUGAUGGACCCACAUCAACUCAAAGAUGACUUGUACUAGCUAUCCAUCUGUCAAAAUGAAGAGGUUCCUAGGCUGCCCUUAAAAAGAACAUUCAUUGAUUUAAUGUUGAGUUAUUAAAGCAAUCAGUGGACUAUAUCACAUGUAGUGAAAAUAUUGGGUAAAAUGUUUAUUUUGUUUUAGAGAGUAGGUAGAAUCUCAAGAUAUAAUGAUCCUUGAAUAUCACAAAACCUGUUCUGGGACUAAAACCAAUAUUUAUUUCGUAGCCAAAAAUGAGAUAACAGUGGCCCCAUGCCAAAACACUGAAAUGUGCCACCAACUUAGGUAUAUAAGAUCCUCAUUAAAUUCUCACCGAGGGCAAUGAAAUAAAAGGUAUACUACACACAGUAAACUUGUAACUGUAGCCAAACACACUCAUCACAGUAACAGAGCAAUCAACAUAUUUUGCAAAAAUAUAAAAAAUAUUCUUUUAUUUUUUUUUAAUUGUACAUUCACAAUGGAUGAUAAUGAAUUAAAGGUUAGUGUUUGAACAGACUGCGUUUAUUUUAAGGGUUCCUCAAAAUUGCCCAUCUUCCAUUAAUAUAUUGGCCCAUGAUCCCGAUGGAGACAUUGUGCGGUGCAGAUACGGCAAAAGAAACACUGGUGAAUGCGACCUUUGCCAGCAUCCGUAUUUCAACAUAGAUGAGGUAAGUGGCUGAUGCAUGCUUCCUCCAGUCCAUUCCGAUAAAUCUUACAUUUCUUACUUCCUCUGUUCAAGGAUUCAGAUGUGGUGACAUUCAUCUGAAAACAAUAGGUUUAAAGGAACACUCCACGCACAAUAAUCACUAUUGAGUUUUGUAGUGGUUAUGGUGCCAGUGAUCAAACAGUUAACUAAUUGACUAUUUACAGUGGGCGGUCAGCAGGACACUUACGUAUGUUGUAGUGGUUUUGUUGCUUGUCGUGGUGUCUGUGACUUUAAAAGAUUGGUUUUGAUUUCAGACUGAAAAUGGGAUUCUAAAAGAAAUCAGGGUCACAUCUAAAAAUAAUAUAGAAAGCAUACAAUAGUGAAUUACUGUUGAUAAAGAGGCCAGGUGCUAACACUCAAAAUCAAAAAUGUUCAAAAUAAAGCAGUUCUUCGAAUCUUGUGCCAAAAACGCUCAGAAAGAAAAUAUUCAGAAUUCAAAGGUUUCCAGGCAGUUGAAAUCUCGGGGGUCUCAGAAGUGUACCUCCCACCAUAUGGCGUCUCCACGUCUACGUAUAUUGCCGUAGGCUUCCUCAGGACGUCGGUGCAAAAACUCUGAGAGUUUUUGGCACAAGAUUCGUAGCACUGCUCUAAAGCACCAUGGGUUUGGGAAUCUACUUUUUCCUCCUGAAGGCAUUACAGACUUCGAAACCUGGCAGUGGCGAUUACCAAGUUCCGGUGAGAGUAGCAACUUAUAGCUUAGUGUACUCAUCAUUCUAUUAUCCAGUAAGGGGCCAUACUGGCCAUAAUAUCGCAUUUUAACUAUUAAAAGCUCAUUCUGCUGAUUAUUUUAUAAAUCAUGUAUGACUACAUUUUGAUGUUUAAUUGUAUUGAUGUCUUGAUAUAUUCUACCAUCUAUCUAUAUAUAUCACUGUGGUUAUGUACAGUCUUCUUAGAGUAUAUAUAUAAUUAUGGACAUUUAUUUAGAACAUCUUUGGUUUUGAGUAAUAGCACUUGAUCCUUUUUAUCAAUAGUACUUUGCAUUCUUGUAUGCAUUUUUAUUUUUAUAUGUGACCCUGAUUUUUGGUGAAGAUCAUCUGUGAUGAACUAAGGUAUGUAUUUUGUUCUCCAUUGUAGGUAUACUUAAUUUAUGUCCAUUUGCAUGUGUUUGGUGUGAGGGUCCAACAAAAAGGUGCGAAGCUGCCUAAAUACAUCCUAUAUUUUUUUUUAGGACUAUUUUAACUAUUAAGUUGUUAAGAUUGUUUUUGAAUCGUUUUUGCAUUUUUUUAUUCCUCCAUCUAUCUUUUUAGCGCUUUUGCAUAGUAUUAUUAGAAUGAAAUACUAGCUAACAAACUACAAAAAUAAUUCUUUUUGUUUUUUCCUACAUCAGGAAAACUGUAUUUUGUCCCUGUCCUCUGCAACUCCAAGGGGUAUCUAUGCGGUUGAGAUGGUAUUGCAAGAUUUUUCCACAAAAAACAUUAAUCUUAGAUACAGCGAUGGCUCGGUUGCUUAUAGAUACAGACCUUAUAUUCGCAAAAAGCGUGCUGUGUCAAAGAGUCCACGCUGGUGGUGGGGGCCAUCGACAUAUAAUGUAGAAUCUCAAAACACAGAGUUACAUUCAGACAUAACUGGAUCCCCUGAGCUGUAUCCAGAAAUAACUGAAAUCAUGGAGCUAAAUACAGAUGGAAUUAGAACCACAUAUGUAACUGGAAUCAUGGAGCUAUAUACACAUGGAAUUGGAACCACAGAUGUACCUGAAAUCAUGGAACCAACUAUAGUAGAAACUGAAACCACGAAGACAGCAUCAACUGCAGUAGAAACUGAAAUCCUGGAAUUAACUACAGUUGAACCUGAAACCUCCCGAGUAACAACAUCAAUCCAAAGAACAACUUAUGUUCCACAAACAGACUCUGGUAUCUUCGACCCAACAGUAACCAGUUUAAGUAAGAUACCUCUGCAAUUUAUGGUGGAAGGUAAGUACAAUUACAGUAAACAGACAUGAAGAAUGAUGUUUUAUUGGUUUGCUGUAGAUACAAACCUACAUAUAUUUAUACCACAGGCAGUGUUAGGCAGGAGAGACCACCAAUACCUACUGCAAUAGAGCAAUAAUUUAAAAAAGGCCAAACGGGUAUUGCAGUAAAAUCCACACAGAGAAAGUGAUACAGGGAGUCACGGAUGGAAAGAGUGUAAUACACUACCAGGGUGAAGGAACAAUUUGAACUUAAAACCAGUUUAUAUACUAGACCAGGGGUAGGCAACCUAUAUCUCCACAACAUCUGGAGUGCCAAAGGUUGUCCAUCCCUGACAACAAUUAGAUACAUCCAUAACGAUAUACAAAAUGAUAUAACAGAUGCCCACACCACUUUCUACUCCUUAGUUUAUCUUUCUGUCAGACUGCUCCCUUACCUCUCCCCCAGCGUUUUCCUUAAAUUUUCUUUCUAUCCCAGAUUUAACUUGUCAGCUCCGAUGUCCAGCACCUUUUUGCCAUGUUUUCUUGUCUCAUCCUAUUGCCAUGUUUUUUACUCAUUUUCUGCUCUCCACCUACAUUAUUUCCCGUGUCUAUAAAGUAGUCUGUAUUCCUUAAUCUCCUAAUCAUUUUUAUUACUCUCUCCAGGUCUCUUUGCCACCAGUCCCCUCUCCUCUUUAUAACCUGGUCAUUUUCACUCCCUCUCCCUCCAGCUCUUUUUCCUCUUAUUUUUUUUCUUUCUCCCUUCCUCUCGGUCUCUCGGUGACACUUUUUAAAUUUCAUUAACUCUGUUCUCUAUCUCUUCCUCUCUGUCCAUUAGUCCUUCUCAUUUCUGAGACCUUCCUAGUUACUCUUCCCUACUCUGUCUCAGAACCCCGCGGGCUCUAGUAGAGUGUCGAAGAUAGAUUAUGAAUUCUUCUACAAUUUCUCUGCACAAAGCAGAAGAACUGACGUGAGUUCAGCAGAGAAACUAAUUUCUUUGCUGGAUGAGUAGAGAGGAAAGUGAGAUGGUUUUAUUGUGAUAUGUUCUGUUUUGUAAUCCAAUAUAGCAUUUAUUUGAACUGUUAUCAUUCUUCGUGCCACCGGUUAAGCCCCUUAAUGCGUUAAGUUUAGUGUGACAUAUUCUACAUGAUUAAUUGUCUGUCUGUUCUUUGCCAGUGACUAGCUCAGUAGCUUUGUGUACGUAUGGAGUCUACAGACCAGAGUUUCUCCCUCCGACACCGAACAAUGGUGAAAUCCUUAAUGCCAGGGCAAGAACAUCAUUUCAGAUACACCUCGCAGCUCAAGCAACACACAGCAGGUACAGAUAUUAUCUGCCUAGAGUAACCUAGUAACUAUCUGCUUGGGAUUUGUAAUUGUGUAAAGAGCUCGGUCUGGCCACUUAAACAUUAUAGAGGUCGGCAUGAUUGGGAAAAAGGACCCCUAUAAAUACAUUGCCUGAAUGCAAAUCUAUCUGUGUAUAAAAUGACAGAAGACAAGCAAACAAGAUCCCAUAUAAAUGUGUUGUGUAACCAUAAAUAUGUACACUUAUACACAAGUAAAGAUUUCUUCCUGUCUAAUCUAUAUAUAUAGUACAAUAAAGUUUGUACAAAUAUUUUAUAACCCUUAAACAAAUGAUACCCCAUAUAAACAUCUUCUGCAAACUUGGGUGGCUAUGUACGACUUAGACAGCUGUACUUAGACAGCUGGGAAAAUCAGCCCCUCGGACACAUUGGGGACAUCAAAAGGAGCUUCUCCACUUUGUUCAAAAGGGGACAGCACCAUCAGUAUGGAAUCAAGAAACCCUUUGCUAAAUAUAAAUCAGUUUAAAUAUACUCAGGAGGAAACUAUACCUAUAAACUAGAUAACUCUACGCGUCAGGUGCCCAGUCUCGUAACUCUGCCGCUUAUCAAUACAAUUAUAAAACACAGUAGACACCUUAUAUUCUCUACCUUUUAACCUUUAUUAACUGUUUUUAGAACAUUUAUAACUAUCUAAUACUUUGAUGUCAGUUUAUUACCUGUUAAUAACGAGUUGCUUACUUGGCCACUUUGCUUUUAUCUAUGUAAUGUUUUGUUUAUUUUCUAUAUUUAGCAUAGCAGAUUUUAAGAUCAGUGGCCCCUACAACAUGACUAAAUAUACCGUCAAAAAGAAUGGAUCCAGCGCAACAAAGAUCAUAGAAUGGACACCAACGGACAAUGAUGUUGGAGACCAUGUUCCUUUCUGUUUUGUAGCAGAAACCAUCAAUGGGUCAGUAUUGUCUUCUCGUAUUGAACAGCUAAGAAAUAACAAAAUAUGUUCCUAUUCUCACCAGUCCUUUCUUUUUUUUUUUUUCACCAGAUACAAUUCAGAAUUAAGAUGCAUCAUUGUUAUCGUUGGACCUUACCGCCUUGGUAUGUUUUGCACUCUUUAAAAACAGUGAAAAUGACAUGAGUGAAAGAGGAUCAUGAGAAAUAAAGGCCUUAAUUCUUUAUAUUGUUAGUAGGCCAUAGCACCAUAGAUUUUAACUGACAAGUAUAUACGUUGGCCACCACAUUCUCUAGAAUGUUUGAGCCAUUUUGUUACAAAGGGCAACGUUGGUCCUGGUUUUAACUGCUGACUACAUUUACCAUGAUGAUCAGCUAGUCUAAAUGAGGGAGUGGGGAGAUGGAGGGAGGUUUUUAAUUUUUAUUUUUUAUUUUUAAAGAUAACUGAUAGCAAUGGAGGGAGAUGGGAGAGCGCACCCUUAGAGAGGGAGUAGGGAGGUGCGCUCUGCCUAUGAGAGAAGAUUUUCAUGUCUGUUGCCAGCAUGCAGUGGGGAGCAGAGUUCUCGGCGGCCAAUGUCACAUGUGCUGGGAGUAACUAGCCCCCAGCACAUAAUUAAAGGAACACUAUAGGGUCAGGAACACAAACAUCUUAAAAACACUAUAAAGCCUCCUUUGCCCCUGCUGCUGUUGGCUCUGCCCCUGAUCUUUCUCCUUGGCUAACAUAAUCAAAAGUGAGAAACAGAGAAACUAGUGGAAACACUGCACACACUGAUUCCUAUCACCACGACCACUUCAAAUCAUUUCAGUGGUCAUGGUGGUUGGAGUAACCCUUUAAUGCAGAUAUAUUAAUUCUGCAAUAUCAAUGUCGCCAAGGAGAUAACAGUCACUGGGUACUAGGAAAACCCUGGUUUGUGCCAGACUGUUCCUUAAUAGUUUGACUUAAAAAUCAGGGGAUUUCCAUUCUUCAACAGUCAAAGAACUUUUCGUGUAUCACCCAGCGACAUAAAAACUGUACCCAUCUAGAAACUAAAUAAAAAUUAAUCUGAUAACUCUACAAGCUUCAGUUGGCGAAGUUGAAAGAAGAUUUGUAAUAGUCAAGUGAUUGAGAUGACAAGCCUUUGGAGAUCCUAGCUUUAGAAACUUAAAUGCCUAAUACUGUAGGCUCGUUAAACAAAGGGCCUGAGAGGCUUGUCAUUGCAAAUUCUGUUAGUCCAUUAGAAAGGUAUUACAAUGGGAUAAUAAUAUAAUAGGAUAAUAUAUUGUUUUACAGCUACAUUUGUUGAUAUGCAUAUAUAUUUUAUCUCUGUCUUAUCAGUGACUACCAGCUUGAUAUGUAACGAAAACACCAUGACUCUGUUUAUUAAAAAGUCCUCGGUAAAUGGUCUGUACGAAAACCACCUGCGUCUGAAUGAUCCUCGAUGUCUGCUUACCUCCAAUAGUACGCACCACAUUGCAAGUGUGGGAUUUAACUCCUGCGGCACACAAAUCGAGGUAACAUUCUGCAACUAGAUAAAACAGUUCUUACUCUUGUCCCCCUCCUUUUAAUAAUAUUUGCACAUUUAAUAGGACACUCCGGACCCCUAAAGUCCUUUAGCUUGCUGAAAAGCUUCAGGUUUGAAGAGUGUGUCCCAUUGUUUUUAUUUUGUACAGAUAUCAAUAGAAAUUGGCACUUUUAUAAAUUAACGUUCUUACAUCCCCUGGCUGUCAAGCAGACAACAGGUCCUGUUACUUCCUGUUUUGGCUUAGUUGCACUGAACUUAAGAGGCACCAAUUGCCCAGAGCACCUGCCUUGCAAAUACUUCCCAUUGAGCUGCAUUGGGAAGUAUGUGAUUGGACAGCCACAGAAAGUCUGGGCAGAGUUAGAAUGGGAGGGCUUGCAAAGGUAGCAGACAAGAGAUAUUGGUGGCUGUUUUUAGAUAUAACACCAAUGGAAAAAUGCAUAAUUAAAUGCAGCAAGUUUUUAUUUUGGGUGUUCCUACUAAACAGUGACUUGGGCAGUGGAGUGUCCCUCUAAAUUUGUGAAUUAUGUAUCUGUGAGAGACACGUCAGGGAUGUAUAUAUCUUGAUUUACUAAGCAACUUAAAUAGAAAUAGUGCUGCUGAAUUUUAGUUAUGUCUGGAAGUCAAUUUAAAUAUCCAUGAUAUUUACUAAAAUAAGAUGGCCAGAGUUACUCACUAAAGUGAGAAUUGUUGGGAAUUUAAAGUGAAUUUCACAUUUAAGGCCAUAAUAGCCAAACUAGAAACAAAGCUGACCUGAGGCUUUUUUAAGUUUGUCUGCUUUUACCUUAACUUUGAAAUUCACAGUGAACUCCCAACAAUUCUCAUUUUACUAAAUAACCAUGAGAGAGUUAUAAAUAGUGAAUGUACAUCAGGAUUUGACAUUCCCAAUGCAUUGCUCUGGGUGUUAACUUCUAAAAGAAAACACACUGGGCAGUCCAUAUUCUUUCAGUAAAUUGAGUAUUGACUGGCAUUGCACGACAUAUGUUAAAGACGCCCUCUAUGGAACUCUAGAAUUCAAAACAUUCCAUUUGUGUCUUCUGUUACCAAAUUAGAAACUUUGGUAAAUUUUGCCUCCUGCAAAUAUAGAUUUUAGAAACAUGUACUAAAUAUUUAAUCUUUCCUUCUAUUUGGUUCUUUUAGGAAACAGAAGAUAGCAUUGUAUUUAAAAACCAAGUGACUUCAUUUGAUAAUAUCACGGCUGUCAUUACAAGGAAGCACCAGGUGAUAAUUCCCUUUAACUGCUCCUUUCCAAAAGAGAACCGCCUUUCUGUUUCAUUUCGUCCUCAAAAAGCUAUUUUUGAGUUCACGGAGGCAGGAUUUGGUAACUUCACCUACAAGUUCCAGUUCUACACGAGUGACCAGUUUACAACUGUACAAACACAAUCUCCGCUGGAGGUCUGGUUGAGAGAUAUGCUCUAUAUGGAGAUACAAGUAAUGUCUUCUGUAAACAAUAUCCAGUUGUUUGUGGAAUCCUGCAAGGCCACCCCGCAUGACAAUCCCAACGAUCCUGUGUUUUAUAACAUCAUAGAAAAUGGGUAUGUUAAUUUUUGUGUUUAUUAUUUAAUGGAUUUAUGGUCUGGUCUAAUUUUUGUGUAUUCAUUAGAAAACCCACCUGGUGUAGCCCUUUACGACAUAACUGACAUAAGGUUGUAGAGAACAUUAAUAAAAGAGUCAGGUAUGGUCCUUAUCUGUGCACACAAUCAAUUAACAGUUAAUAAUUGUCUGUGCUCAGGUCUAAUGACCUGUGAAGGAGAGGUAAAAAAUAUAAUAGUCCCAGUAGGGGGGCAGUGUUAUGUGUCUGGAGACAGUGUGCAGUGUAUGUAGAUUGUGUAAGUCAAGACCUACCUGUGUAUGAGUGAGUGACAUUGCAAAUCAAAGUCCAUAGCUAGCAGUGGUGUUUGCGUAUACAAAUAAUAUAUUAUCUAAUGGCGAUUAAUCUCCUUCUAGGUGUUUACAGGAUGAAACCUUGGUAGUUUACCCAGGUACAAGGACAAGGUCUAGAUUUGGAUUAGAGACAUUUACCUUCAUUGGGAAUUAUAAAGAGGUGAGUACCAUUAAUCUGUGAAUGGUCAUGCUAACCCUGAAGUCAGUUUAAAUACCCGUGAUAUUUACUAACAUUGCUCUCAAGCUGGCUUCUGACCAUAACUCAACUUGACUAGCAGAUAUAUUUCACUUUAGUUAGUGCUCUAAAGCAGUGCUCCUCAACCCUCUGCACAAGGCACACCUAACAGUCCAGGAUUUAGGGAUUACCCGGGUUUUUUAAACACCUUAGACACACCCGGGUAAUCCCUAAAUCCUGGACUGUUAGGUGUGCCUUGAGAAGAGGGUUGAGGAGCACUGCUCUAAAACACAAUACUAUGGAAUUAGCAGGUGUAAACCUGUCAAUCACAGCUGCAAACAGCAAUAUCUCCCGGGCCCUUUAUGGGGCCACAUAUCUGAUGUGUGACUGUCCCUUAUGUAAUAACUGGUCUCUACCCUAAAGACUUCCCGGGGGCCCUAAACUUUUUUUUUUAUUAUUAUUAUUUGUGUUUAUUGUUAUGGAGAGACCUGAUCGGCUCUCUUAUUACAUGCUCAGCAUAUAGAAAUUAUUCCCUUUCAGGACAAUAGGCAUAGCAUAGAAUUAUUGGCACACAAUAUUCCUCAUAUUGCCUUUGAAGGAUAGCUGUUUGAGAGCCAAUAGGUGCAAUUCUACGCUUUGUGAUCACUGACAAUCAUUGCUUACAAGCAUUGGCUUUAUCUUCAAUCACAAAGAAACAAAGCAAAUGUACAGAAAUUCAAAGGCGUGCACCGAAAGAGGUACACACAGCUUGCAAUUUGGUUACAAAGUACCUAGCCAUCACUGCAAUUAACAAAUACUCAUUUAACUUGCAGAUGCUGCAGGCUAAAACAGCUAUCAUUGAAUAAAAAGGGAUUUUAUAUUUUGUUUUCAUUGAAUAUCACCCAAAUAAAUUACAAAAUAAGCACUGAUAAAGCAUUUGUCUUUCUGUGAAGGUUUAUGUGAGCUGCACGGUCAUGCUAUGCAAGGUAGGGGACCCAAACACACGCUGCGCUCAGGGUUGUGUCACCAAGUCAUUGGCAGAAACCGACACAAGUCGCCGUAAGAGGUCACUAACAGCCGAGGCAACUGAGUCACUGCAGCACUUCAUUUCCCAGGGUCCUUUGCGUUUGAAGAGACAGUCACUCAACCAAGGUAAGGACAGGCUCACUGAAUGAGAUUUCUAGAACAGAGAUUAUUUCAGUACUGGUAAGCUUAAUUAGGGUCAACGGCAACAGAGGUUUAUGUGUCCCAAAGAAUUUCUGUGAGAGGAGGCAGUGAGAUCUGCACCUACAAAUGGCAUCGAUCUUACUGAUUUGUUCCACUAGACCACCAAGAAAAUCCCUAAAACUGACGUACAUCAGGAAAGCUAAGGAAAUGUAAGACAAAGAGAAACAUGGAGGUCCCUAGCAAGUAGUGAUUUAUUUUGGGAUGUUUCCUUAACAUUCCAACCAGUCUGAUGUCAGAGUGGUCAAACAAGUCGCCUUUGCAUUUAAUUAGUAACCCAGUAUACAAUGUAUGAGAACGCAGGCAAAAACUCGUAGCUUGGCCUUCAUUUAGACCCCACUCAGGCCUCAUUCAAGUUUUAGGUUGUGUUCCAUAAGUUUCUGUAUUACUUAAAAUCUGAACAAUUUGGCUUGAAAGAAGUAAAAUAUAGUCUUAAAAGCAAAAUGCAUUGUCGACUUUACGUUGGACACUUAGUGUUCCUAUAACAAAGUGUUCUUUAUCUUAUAGCAGAUUUUCCCAACAUGUUUAUAUAUCUCCCAGGAAACCGAUAAACGAAAUAUUACCUGGGCUUGUACCCUAAUUAUAUAUAAACAAAACAUCACCUGAGAUCCCUAGAGAGGGGGGGGGGGGUGUCUCGAGUCCUGGAAUUUAGAAAGUGAACUACUGGGAUGGAACUUAUAUAUAAAUAAUAAACUAUGAUAAAUAAAUUUAAAAAAAUUACAAAAUAAAAAAAAUCAUUAAUAUAUAAGUUCCAUCUAAGUAGUUCACUUUCUAAAUACCAGGACAACAAUAACCCGUUAUAAUUUUUGUCUUCUUGUAGCCUACUAUACACACUAGUAGAUAAAGCCACGUUUAUGUUUGACAUCUGUUCCUUUAUGUAAUAAUAUGUUAUUUCAUUCAUUUUAUUUCUAAUUAUAUAAUGACAUUAUUACAUAUUGUCUUCUGCAGAUUCCAAGGGGAAGGUAGCACUGAACAUUAACACUCUGAUUAUGUCCUUAUCUGGAGUCGCAGUUGUCGCCCUAGUUGUGACGACCACAUAUUUUAUUAAGAAGAAAGCCAGAACCAGCAAUUACCAGAGGCUCUCCACAGAGGAAUUGUGA
This is a messenger RNA of Pelobates cultripes (western spadefoot toad), 28044 nucleotides long. Lineage: Eukaryota; Metazoa; Chordata; Amphibia; Anura; Pelobatidae. The record is from the annotation of a GenBank genome assembly.